ACCAGUGAGUAGGCAGGUGGUGCGAUGAGACUGCUGCUUAUUGUGGAUAACUUCUUGCUCGUUUCACUGUUACCUCAUCUUCCCCUCGUCCUUCCUCCCUAUUUGUUUAUCUUCUCUACCUGUUGUGUCUGAUUACCAAGACUGGUAGCUCAUUGUGGCUGACCUUUUAUUAUCUGCCUAUGCAGCGCCUAGCGUAAUGAGGCCUUAAUCCUUGAUUGGUUCCCCUGGAUGAUAAUAGAAUAUAGAUAAUACAAGUGAUGAUAUCAUAAUACUGAGUGGCAUCAUCCCUUAAGCAAUGAUGUCACAGUGCAGAAGCAACCACUUCUUUAUCAAGAUUCCACAGCAGAGAAGCUCUGUGCCAGUCUUCUCAGCAAGAUGCUCCUCCCAGUGGCUUUCUAGGAGUAAGUCACAAGCCCACUACGGGAUUUGGGCUGAAUUUUGGGAUGGGAAAUAGUGAAGAUCCCAUAUAGGCUACACAUGCCAUAGAAUGGAGGCGGGAAAGUCCUGGUAGGGGCUAUUUGGGAUCAAGCCCAAAAAGGAGGGGUUGGGGGAAGGCUGUUUAGAAGGGAGGUAGGUCCCUGGUGAUGUUGGCCUCGACUGGAGGGAUGAAAUGGUUCAUAUUUGGGGAUAAAUUGCUGCGUCCACCUUGUCUUGUGUUCACCCUCCUCCUUUUCCCACAGAGGAAGGGAGCUGAGCAGUGCCGGCAGAGAGAAUGCUUCGUUUGAUCAGAACUAGACUGAGUGCCAGCUGGUGGAGGCAACUUUGGGCACAAGCUCUGGCUACGCCCCACUUCAGGCUGACAUCACCUCCGUACUAUAUAACACAUCAAAAAGGGAGAUACUCAAGUCAAGCGAACAAGGAAUCCACAUCCUUUGUCAUGAACCUGUUCAACGGGCAGUUUGUACCUGACAAUGUUUUUCCUUUCCCCUCAGUGCUCUCAAUGGAGCAGACGCAGUCCCUGCAAGCCCUGGUAGAUCCCUGCACCCGCUUCUUUGAGGAGGUUAAUGAUCCUGUGGAGAACGAGAAGCUGGAGAGUAUUGAGACGGCCACCCUGGCAGGGCUGAAGGAGAUGGGAGCCUUUGGGCUGCAGGUGCCCGAGGAGCUGGGGGGAAUUGGGCUGACGAACACCCAGUAUGCUCGGGUUGUGGAGGUGGUUGGAGUGCAUGACCUUGGUGUGGGCAUAAGCCUCGGUGCUCACCAGUCAAUCGGCUUUAAGGGAAUCCUGCUCUUUGGGACCCAGAGUCAGAAGGAGAAAUACCUGCCCAAGCUAGCAUCUGGAGAGACCAUUGCCGCCUUCUGCCUGACGGAGCCAUCUAGUGGCUCAGACGCGGCAUCUAUUAAAACCGUCGCCGAGCUCAGCGAGUGUGGGAAAUUCUACACCCUGAACGGCGGGAAAAUAUGGAUCAGUGGUCCCCCAGAGAAGAAGAUGGGGAUCAAGUGUUCCAAUACAGCUGAAGUGCACUUUGAUAACGUGAAGGUGCCAGCAGAAAAUCUGCUUGGGGAGCUCGGAAAAGGCUUCCUGGUCGCCGUGACCAUACUGAACAACGGGCGCUUUGGGAUGGCCUCUGCCCUGUCAGGCACCAUGCGUGGAGUGAUCGUCAAAGCUGUUGAUCAUGCCGCUAAUCGUAAGCAGUUUGGAGACAAGAUCAGCAACUAUGGGGCUAUUCAGGAGAAGAUUGCACGGAUGGCCAUGCUGCACUAUGUUACAGAGUCGAUGGCCUACGUGGUGAGCGCCAACAUGGACAUGAAGGUGCCCGAUUACAAGCUCGAAGCUUCAAUCAGCAAGAUUUUUGCCUCAGAAGCAGCCUGGUACGUCACAGACGAGUGCAUCCAGGUCCUUGGAGGAAUGGGAUACAUGCAGGAAACUGGUGUCGAAAGAGUCUUGAGGGACCUGAGGAUUUUCCGCAUUUUUGAGGGCACCAAUGAUAUCCUUCGCUUGUUUGUGGCACUGACGGGCGUUGAGUAUGCUGGGAUCCAGUUAAAGAAUCUGCGAACAACUAUCAUGAAUCCAUCAGGGAAAACUGAGACCAUCCUAAAAGAUAUCGGGAUGAGAGCAAAGCGUAAAGUUGGGAUUCCCACUGGCUUGUCUCUGGAGGGAAUCGUUCACCCAGGCCUGGACAACAGUGCGCACCUGGUGACGAAGGCCAUUGACCUGUUUGGUGAAGCUGUUGAGAGCCUCCUGCUGAAGUAUGGCGAGAAGGUGAUAGACGAACAGUUUCAUCUGAAACGCGUGGCCGACGCUGCCAUUGACAUCUAUGCCAUGGCUGUGGUGAUCUCCAGGGCCAGCCGCUCUCUGUCUCUGGGACAACCCACCGCUGAGCACGAGAAGCUCUUGUGUCAAACGUGGAGCCACGAGGCAUUUGAGCGAGUGAGAGAGAAUCUCCGAGCAGUGAAAUCUUCUACAUGGAAUCAAUCCUUUGCUAACAUGAAGCUAAUAUCUAAUGCUGUUGUACAGAACCAAGGGAUCCUAGCCACGCACCCUCUGGGCUUCUGAACAGAAAUGAUGCUUUGGUUGACAAUGAGCAACAGCUACAAAUCCUAUUAUACAGAAAAAUAUUACAUUACACACCGUUUGCGUCUGUCUAGCCCUGCCUGUGAGAAAAGCCAAUACUGUGUCACAGCGGCCCUGCUAAUGCAUGCGGGCUGCAGCAAGGGGCCAUGCGUCUGUCCCGCUCUCUGAGAACCCUGAGCACGUGGACAUAAAGGCCCCCCCACUGCGGGUUGUUGGGGCAGUCUGCAUACAUACCAGCUCCCCCUGCUCCUCCGUCCUGGUCAAGGAGAUUAAUUUGGGCCACAUGGGUUCCAGCUGAGAGCAGGUUUUAACUGCCUCUUGCCUGCCCCCUUCUAGCCUGCUCUGGGGGUCCCAUUGGGGCCUUUGCUGGGGGAGAGAGAUGGUCACCCCAAGGUGCACUGAGCCAUGGCUGCUAGCUCCCCCCAUUGUGUCCAUGGUUCUCUGGGGGAAGAGGAGAGGAUCCUGGCUACGUCCGUGCACACAGACUCCUGGCCAUCUCCCGCUCUCCUGCCUCGUCCCUCACCGAGUCCUGCUGUAGGGUGAGCCUGGGGCUGUCCUGACCUUUGGCCGAGGGUUUUACUGACCCUGGCGCAGGGGCCUGUGAGCUUCUCACUGUCUUUACACGCCACGUGAGGUGAGCUCUGGUUUGGUGGGCUGGGAUCUGGCUAAGGGGCUGACUCAGCCCCACAUCUCUGAGUCCAGGCAGGUGCCUUCUCCAGCCAGGGCUGCAUGCAGCGUAGGAUUGCAGGGGCAUGCUGGCUUUGGGGGCCAGUCUCUGUGGCUUCUCUUGGGGAGACGCUGCCAGCUGCUUGCAGCUCAUGCAGAGAUUAGAUUCUGCCUGCUUAUGGGCUGACGUCAAGGGGAGAGUCCAGGCAAGCAGCCCUCGUCCCUGUGAACUCAGGGACUGCCUUGGCAGGGCUAGCUUAGGUCACUUGCGGUGGAUGUGGGCCCCGGGGCUGCCAGGGGAGCUGGAAACAAAGGGGCUGGUAUUCUGGGAGCCCACGUUCUCCAGUGUCUGGUGGCACAUCCCUGCAGCCGUCAGCCUGCAGGCCCUGGGGGCGCAGCCCAGUGACUCUGUGAGGCACACAUCACUUGGGGCACGUGCACUGGGGUUUGCUCACAGAGGGCUGCGUGGUAUCAGCUGUGGUAAGGUUGUUGAGCCCUGCUAAGAGGCUGCUGCAUUUCCAUGAUGGCUGGGACAAGCUCCGCUUCUGAUGCGUGUUGAGGGCUUGGUCCUCUCUGGCUGACGUGAGCUGUGCGCCCAGCCCCAGGUGCCAGGAGCAGCUGGGGCCCCGGUGACCGAAUUCAGCAGAGCUGAUUUAGGUCAGAUACUAAUUAAAAUACGUCAUGAAUACGACCAUUAGAGAGACAGGGUGGGUGAGGUGUGUCUUUUAUCUUCAUUAGCUCUGUAUGGCUCGAAAGCUUGCCUCUCUCUCCAACAGACGUUGGUCCAAUAAAAGAUAUUACCUCCCCCAUAUCCUGGGAGUGACCUGGUUACACCACCAGUGCGUAUCACCCUGACGGUGUGAAGCUGGAAAGGGAGGUGCUGAAAGCAGGCAGCCCUUGGGGGCAGCUAAGCAAACUGACACUCC
Messenger RNA from Trachemys scripta elegans, 4104 nucleotides. RefSeq names its product acyl-CoA dehydrogenase very long chain (gene ACADVL). Gene Ontology annotation, molecular function: very-long-chain fatty acyl-CoA dehydrogenase activity; fatty-acyl-CoA binding; flavin adenine dinucleotide binding. The record is from RefSeq and is a predicted model, not a curated record. Bases 713 to 2494 code for a protein of 593 amino acids. NCBI's taxonomy places the organism in Eukaryota, Metazoa, Chordata, Testudines, Emydidae. The transcript has 18 exons.